AUGGGGGGAGGAUCACCCUGGUGCCGCCUGCCCCUGGCCGGUGUGCCCGCAUUUCCCGUCCGGCUGCCCCAUCCCAACUUCCGGUUUCCCGGCUCUCUGGCGGCGCCCGCCUCUGGGCACCGACUCAGCACCACGGCAGAAGACAUCAAGACCAAAGUCAAGAACGACCAGACCGCCCCUUGUGACAGCCGCUUCCCCAACCAGAGCCAGACCCGGAACUCCUGGCAAAACUACCUAGACUUCCACCGCUGUGAGAAGGCGAUGACUGCUAAAGGGGGUGAGGUCUCCGUGUGCGAAUGGUACCGGCGUGUGUACAAGUCCCUCUGCUCCAUGUCCUGGGUGGCAGCCUGGGACGACCUCCGGGCGGAAAGCACGUUUCCCGGGAAGAUCUGAACUGGCUCCCCGCAGCUCUCGUCUGU
Messenger RNA from Puma concolor (puma), 419 nucleotides. NCBI's taxonomy places the organism in Eukaryota, Metazoa, Chordata, Mammalia, Carnivora, Felidae. The record is from RefSeq and is a predicted model, not a curated record.